CUUUGUUUGUUAUUAUUACCUUUUAAGCCCCUUUUUUUUUGUCAUAAUAAUACAUACUUUAUUAUAUUUAGAUAGAUACCUAUUACAAUUCACAAAAAUUUAUCUCUUCUAUAUAUGUUACUUACAUAUUAUAAAUAUUUCCAAAAAGUACAUUCAUCAUAAUUUUCAAAUCAUAGAGAAAUGGAAGAGUACAUUAAAAAGUUAAUCGUUGUUGGAGUUUUUUCAUGGGCGACAACUUUUCUUGUAGUAAGAAAAAUCUUUCCAAAACGUUCAUUUGAUUUCUGCAACAGAAUUGUUUCUACAAUUCAUGCAAUAUUAGCGGUAACGUUAGCAACUUUAUCGGUUCAAGAUUGGAAAUGUCCAAUUUGUCCUGUGGCAGCAACUUCUUCCCACAGACAGAUGCAAGUUCUUGCGGUGAGUCUUUCGUAUCUGAUUUAUGAUCUAGUUUGUUGUUUAUUCGACGAAAAAAUCAAUUUGGAUAACAGUAUCCAUCAUUUGGUAAGCAUUGUUGGACUCAUAGCAGGUCUCUGUUAUCAAAAGUGUGGGUCAGAGAUGGUAGGGGCAGUUUGGGUAACAGAAAUGUCAAGCCCAUUUUUACAUUUGAGAGAACUUCUAAAGGAGCUUGGUUACAAGGACACUGCCCUUAACUUGACUGCUGAUAUUCUAUUUGCUUCAAUAUUCACAUUUGCUAGGAUGAUGAUUGGACCAUGUAUCAGUUACAUAACAUUAACUUCCAAUAAUCCAUUUCUCAUAAAGGCAAUGGGAUUGGGGUUGCAGCUUGUAAGUACAUUCUGGUUUUUCAAAAUUGUAAGAAUGAUGAAAUACAAAUUAAGCAAAAAAUCAGCAACAUCCAAAAAUGGCAUCAAGAAAAACAACAGCAUCAGAAAGAAGACAGGUAGCUAGGUAGUGUGAUGAAUCAAUGUUUGAGAUUUUAUGAUUCUUUUAAUGGACAGACAUAAAGAAAGAGAUAGUUCAAGUUCAAAGUGGUCCCUCAAUCAUUACUUCAAUUUCAUGAAUUCAGAGACAUAAAUUUUGUACAAAAUGGUUUAUCACAAGAUUGGAUAGAUCUUGUUCUAAUAAUGUUAAAUCUUGUUUAUUUAUUUA
Molecule: messenger RNA, 1104 nt
Organism: Lathyrus oleraceus (garden pea)
Lineage: Eukaryota; Viridiplantae; Streptophyta; Magnoliopsida; Fabales; Fabaceae
Exons: 6
Coding region: 181-903 (240 amino acids)
Cellular component (GO): membrane
Source: RefSeq, a predicted model, not a curated record